This is a messenger RNA of Scleropages formosus (Asian bonytongue), 7909 nucleotides long. It is a transcript of the gene nsd1b, whose product is annotated as nuclear receptor binding SET domain protein 1b. The transcript is spliced from 25 exons. Lineage: Eukaryota; Metazoa; Chordata; Actinopteri; Osteoglossiformes; Osteoglossidae. The record is from RefSeq and is a predicted model, not a curated record. Gene Ontology annotation, cellular component: nucleus. Gene Ontology annotation, molecular function: histone methyltransferase activity; protein binding. The coding region runs from base 414 to 7013 and encodes 2199 amino acids.
UUGCAUGAUAACCAGGGGCAGGUCGACUGCUAGCAAGCAGAUCAUCAUCAGCACCAUCAUUUAUUUAUUUGUUUAGGAUGCAAGUGUAAAUUUUACGUCAGCAGGAGACAUGACGUGCAGGUAGCAGGCGGUCGGGCGCCGACACGGAGGCGUAGUGUGCGUACGUGUGAGAAAGUGAAAUCGCUCCACGCGUCCGGGGCUCAGUGUGGCGAGGGGGGCCGCGCGCCGGAGCCAUGGCUACUGCGGCUAGCGAGCCGAGCGCGCGCGGCGAGCGCGAGCGCGGGAUCCCGGCCUAGUGCUCAGGCAGAUCCGCUUCCACAAAUCGGCAAAAACACGCGCUAUGUGUCACAAUCCGCGCUCGCAACGCUUGUCUUUGCCGUGACCGACAUGUAAAUGGACGGAGCCAUGACAGUAUGAAUCAGUCAUACGAGCUGACGAUCAGGGACGCAUUGGAGUGCUGCUCCAGCCCGCUGGAGCUCCAGGCGCCCGUCGGCUCAAUCUCGCCCCAUGGAAACCAGUACGGCCCCGAUCUCGGACCUGAGCAGCUGUCUGCGGCCCCUCCCUUCAAACCUGCGCCCGCUUUUCCGUACGGUCAGCAUGACCCCUCGUCCCGCUCCUACAGCCCCCUGAGGAGGCUCCAGGAUCUGACCUCCAUGGUGAGCCGGCCUGAUCUCGGCUCGCCCGACGGGGACCCUCAGGGCCCCAGGAAUGAUUUGCACACAUGGAAUCCCAUGGGGAGGUAUGACUUCAGUCCCGCCCUCACCCACACCUCCCCUUCUUCGGGCAGAAAUGAGACUUACUUGCCCAAUCGUCUGGAGAGGAGCACCUGCUUCUCACCCCCAAGCCCAGACUUUGGCCUGGAACACGCCGGCGCCAUACCCAACGGUUACCUGCACUUUGAAUCAACCUUGUUUGAGAACGGCGAAGGCAAGGAGGAGGACCGGACGGCUGUACAUUCGAAACGCCCUCCGAAGAGGGACCGUGCGGCAAGCACUUCCUGCGGUGUGAGGAUGGGCCCGGCUGCGGACGCUUUCAACCCCACUGCUAGAAAUGGGUCCAGGGCAACCAAGUUCAUAAGCGAGCAAUCCCCACAUCCUGGUGGUCCUGACGAGGACACGGCAGGUCACAGGGUGAUCUCCGGAGGGGGUGUGGGCAGAGCUAAUGUUGCGCUCUCCCUCAGAAACAGUCCCCCUGAGCGAAGGACUGAGAGCUCGAGCAAGGAGCCGUCCCAAAGCCCAGCUGAGCAUGGCAGCGCCUCUCCCAGCAACUCUAGUACCAGUCCUACUAGCAGUCCAAAAAACAAGCCCCCACCGGUGGUGAAGUUCAAAGAGGGUGACCUGGUGUGGGCCAAGUUCAACCGUAGACCGUGGUGGCCUUGUCGGGUGACCAUCGAUCCACUUGAAGGAACAUACUUCAGAGCAAAAGAUUCCAAAGACAGGCCCUGUCGCCAGUACUUUAUCCGGACACUGGGGGAAAUCAUUGAUCAGGCUUGGGUGCCUGGGAGGGCAACUCAGCCCUUUGAAGGAGGCUACCAGUUUGACAAACUCCCUGUACUUCGAAGGAGAGGAAGGCAAAAGGAUGAGAACUACAAAUAUACGAUACCCAAGCGCUUUCAUGAGUCAUGGAAUGCCAGUGUGCUAGAGGCAGAAACAGCCCUCCUACAAGCAUCAAAGAAGACCCUUUUCAUUGCCUCCGCCUUGAAUAAGAGCCGCACGGAAGGUUCAGUAUCAAGGAAAGAGGAUAGGGCAUCCGCAUGUUCUCCCUGUGCUUCAGUACCUGUGGUAUCCCUCACUUCAGAGCACCUUUCCAAUGGACAAAUUGGGUCUUCCAAGAAGCCCUCAAAGACAUCCGAGAGUCAGAUUCCUCGAGUUAGAAAGAAAGUGACGAACUCGCCAAAAACCAGCAGUGCUAAAAAGGGGGCCUCAGGUACAAAGAAUCUGCAUGGAAAAAAGGAUGAAUCUGAAAAAGAACCAGACUGCCAGUAUUCCAGCAUGGACUCGGUACCAAGGGCCGAGUGCCCUAAAACUGUUGAGCAGCUUUCAAAGUCUAAAGUUAAUAGCCAGUCUUCUUUACAUUCUGGGACCGAGGUGAAGGAAAAAGCAGCAGAAAAGAAUGUAAAAGGCCUGUUGCAUAAUAGGACCAGCAGAGGGUGUGCUGAAGAUGCCAAUGGUGUGGCCUCUGACUCGGAUAACGGCUCUUGCAAUAGAUCAUCCUUUAGCAGAAUAACUACAUCAUUUGACAGCCUAAAACAGCAGAACUCUAGUCUUCAGGGCAUUGGAGAUGUGCCUAAAUUGUCCACCAAACCUCUGGAUAGACGGGUUGCAUGCCUUCCGGCCAGCAACCGCUUAAUGACAAGAGCUCUGAAGGCCAUGGAAGAGGCAAAUCUUAAGGAGAGGUUGCUCUCCAGUCAAAGUUCUGAGUCCGUUAUGUCAAAUGGGCAUGACUCUGUUGCGUCCAGAAUUUCUGAAAAGUCAGAAUCUGGAAGCUGUGCCAAAAUUAAGUCAGUCAGAUCCUCAAACAGUGAUCAGACCCAUGUUAGUGCAGCUUCAAGUUACAGCUUGUCUAACACUUCCCUAAAAUCUACUAAUGUCGAAGACCAUAAAUGCAAUAAGACUUUGAUAAAAUUGGAAGAACAAGGCUGCUUAAUCUCUGGAGAGUCUCCAGAUUCUUUUGCUGCGAAUUCUGCCCGUGUCAAAAAAGAUAGUUGUGUAUCUGAUGUUUCCUCGUGUUCCUCACCAUCAUCCUCAUUAUUGUUAAUAGAUGCCCUACAAGAUGUUGAAGAGAUAACAUUCAAGUCUUUGACUAGCGAAGGUGGUGACUCAGGUAAACCAGUCACCUUUCGACCCAAUGCAAACUUCAAGUUCAGUACUUUUUUAAUGCUGCUAAAAGACAGGCAUGAUAGUCGAGAGAAGGAUGGCACUCCUUUCGUACUGGAUCCAGGACCUUCUAGAGCUCUUAUGAAGGAAGAGCCUUCUGUGAUGCCGCCACAACCAGGAGGCAUGUCAGUGGAUGGGUUACUGCAAGGAAGCGGUCAGUAUGAGCAGCUAUGGGCUGCUAGUUAUGGAGCGCAGAAUGGAAUUAAAGGCCGGUCUCCAGCUUCGAAAUUUGCACAUCCCAAACCAAAACAAGUAAGGCCCAGGCCCGUGCUUCAGAAAGACUCAAGCCCAUCUCAGACUUUGAAGAAGCGACCCAAAAAGAGUCGGCCAUCAGCUGCCAAGAACCAGAGUGGCGCGAACGUGCCUUUUGAGCUGGCCGAACAUGCUUAUGGAAGUGGAUCCCAAGGCUCCAGUCUAAAUAGUGUUGCAAACGUGGCCCCAAAGAAGCGCUGGCAGAGUUUUGAGCCUGACACGGGGACCACGACACAGGAGGAGUAUGGUGGCAGUAGAGCGAGUCAUCGAAGCCUGUUUAAGGUGCCUUCUGAGCCAAGCGGCAUCAGAAGCACAGCAUGUGGAUCAGACCCUUCCAGGUGCUCUCAGCAAAAGAACGAGCUCCAAAACAAAGAGACUAUCACCUCUGUGAGUGAUGGUCAAGAGGCUCCUUUGGCACAUCUGCAAAAUAAACGGCAGAGAAAACCAAGUAAAAGACUGAUAGAGUGCACGGAAGAGUACGAUCAGAUUUACUGCAAGAAGAAGACUAAGAAAACCUCUGAGCCUUCGAAAAAGGUAUCUGAGUCUAAUAUCCCCAGUACAGAUCAGUUGUCAUCAGAGAAGGUCAUACAAGAUCUUUGCAGCUCACCGACAGAGAUGCAAAUCCCACCCCCUGAGGAGCGGUCCAAAGGUCUGACAGGACAGUCUCCUCCCCAAGAUGGUCAUGCCAUGUCCAUCAGCUCUCUAACCCCACCCCCAGAAGCUGUUCCUUCUCCCGAUGAGGGAUCAGCAGGGAGUCUGACCAAAACAAAACAGUGUCUAGAAUCAGUGUGUCAGAACAAGAAGAGACAGAGGAAGCCUACACAGAAGAUUCUGGAGGGCACCAUUGAGGCGGAGCCCAUUACGGUCCCAAAGAAGAAGAAGUGUAGGGAACAUGGUAGAGAGGCAGAGACAGAGGCUGGACUCCAGGACUAUCAGGAAGUACUGACUGAGGUUAAGUCUGGGAGGAAAGAAGUGCCUGUACCCAGUUUAUCUACUCAUGCUGCUUAUUCAGGCUCUGCGCAGCCCUCUGCUAAACUGAAGGAGGUUAACCCUGAGAUGGAAACGCACAUACCCCAGAAGGAUGGCUCCGGCCCCGACGGCUUGGAUGAGGACAAACACCAUGACUCCGCUUCAGCAGGAGCUGCUGAGGAUGAGUUCCAUUCCUCAGAGGUUUUCGGAAGUUAUGACGACCUCCUUUCACCCAUGAAGGAUGACUCUUUGUUCGGCGAGAUGGCUCUCUCCUCAAACAAGAAGCUGCCUGGAGAGAAGGGGGGCGCAGCUUCCUUGAAGGAAAACGUUUGUCAGGUAUGCGAGAAGACGGGUGAGCUGCUGCUGUGCGAGGGCCAGUGUUGUGGGGCGUUUCACCUGCAGUGCAUCGGCCUCACCGAGACACCCCAGGGCAAGUUUGUCUGCCAGGAAUGCACUACCGGCCUGCACACCUGCUUUGUGUGCAAGAAGCCAGGGCAGGACGUCAGACGGUGCAUGGUCCCGGUGUGCGGCAAGUUCUACCAUGGGGAGUGCGUGACCCGCUACGCCCCAACCGUGGCCCAGGGUCGUGGAUUCCGCUGCUCCCUGCAUGUCUGCCUGGCCUGUUACAUCACCAACCCUGCCAACCCAUCCGUUUCCAAAGGUCGCCUGACCCGCUGCGUGCGCUGCCCCGUGGCCUACCACGCCAACGACUACUGCAUUGCUGCCGGCAGCAUCAUCCUGGCCAACAACAGCUUCUUGUGCCCCAACCACUUUACGCCCCGCAAGGGCUGCCGCAACCAUGAGCACGUCAAUGUGAGCUGGUGCUUCGUCUGUUCUGAAGGGGGCAGUCUUCUCUGCUGCGAGUCGUGUCCUGCUGCAUUUCACCGCGAGUGUCUGAACAUCGAUAUGCCCGAGGGCAGCUGGUUCUGCAACGACUGCCGUGCCGGCAGGAAACCGCACUACAAAGAAGUGGUUUGGGUCAAAGUGGGGCGAUACAGGUGGUGGCCUGCUGAGGUCAGUCACCCCAAGAACAUUCCAGCCAAUAUCCAGCGCAUGAAACAUGAUGUCGGGGAGUUUCCGGUGCACUUUUUCGGCUCCAAUGAUUACCUGUGGACCUAUCAAGCCCGUGUGUUUCCCUACAUGGAGGGUGAUGCUAACAGCAAAGACAAAAUGGCAAAGGGUGUGGACUCCAUCUACAAAAAAGCUCUUCAGGAAGCCGCUCAGAGGUUCCAGGAACUGCAGGCAGAGAAAGAACUGAGACAGCUCCAGGAAGACCGCCGGAACGACAAGAAACCCCCUCCGUAUAGACACAUAAAGGUGAACCGGCCAAUAGGAAAGGUGCAGAUCAUCACAGCCGACCUCUCAGAGAUCCCGCGAUGCAACUGCAAGGCGUCCGAUGAGAACCCCUGUGGCCUGGACUCAGAGUGCAUCAACCGCAUGCUGAUGUACGAGUGCCAUCCACAAGUGUGCCCAGCCGGCGAGCGCUGUCAGAACCAGUGCUUCACCAAGCGCCAGUACUCACCGGUGGAGAUCUUCCGCACCCUGGCGCGUGGCUGGGGCCUACGCAGUGUCUCCCACAUCAAAAAGGGUGAUUUUGUGAGUGAGUAUGUAGGAGAGGUGAUUGAUGAGGAGGAGUGCCGUGCACGGAUCAAGCAUGCCCAGGAGAACGACAUCUGCAACUUCUACAUGCUGACCCUGGACAAGGAUCGCAUCAUCGAUGCUGGACCCAAGGGGAACCAGUCCCGUUUCAUGAACCACAGCUGCCAGCCCAACUGCGAGACCCAGAAGUGGACAGUGAAUGGAGACACGCGAGUGGGGCUCUUUGCACUGACGGACGUCCCACCUGGCACAGAGCUCACCUUCAACUAUAACCUGGAGUGUCUGGGCAAUGGGAAAACCGUGUGCAAGUGCGGGGCACCAAACUGCAGCGGCUUCCUAGGAGUGAGGCCAAAGAAUGCAGAGGACAAGGCGCGCAAGUUGAAGAAGAAGUCUCCUGUGAAGCGCAAGGCGCAACCGGAGGUGACCAAGGAGCGUGAGGACGAGUGCUUCAGCUGCGGUGAUGGGGGCCAGAUCGUCUCCUGCAAGAAACCUGGCUGCCCCAAGGUCUACCACGCUGACUGCCUCAACCUGACCAAGAGGCCAGCAGGGCGCUGGGAGUGUCCGUGGCACCAGUGUGACGUGUGUGGGAAGGAGGCGGCCUCCUUCUGCGAGAUGUGCCCAAGCUCCUUCUGCGAGAGCCACCGCGACGGCAUGCUCUUCAUCUCCAAGCUGGACGGGCGCCUAUCCUGUAGCGAGCAUGACCCAUGCGGCCCUGAGCCGCUGGAGCCUGGGGAGAUCCGUGAAUACCUGCCCAAGCCACCCACACUGGCGCCUCAGGGAAUGACAGGGGUUGGGGGUGGGGCUGCGCACGGUGCCGGACCAGCGGGCUGCUCCUCUCGUAUGAGCAUGCCAAACACCUUCCAACUUGGCGGUGAAAUGAGGCCUACGGUACCCAAACUCAUCCCCAGCCCUGCCCCCUCCCUCCGCCCUGCAGCGCCGGGUACCUUGGUACAGGUGGACAGCACCCGCAACGGUCCAAAUCCCACAUACUCACCCAUAUCCUCCUGUGAAGAUGGUAGAGAGGAGGACGAGGAGGAGGACGACGAUGAUGACGAGGAGGAGGACGAGGACGACGACGAGGAGGAGGAGGACGACGAUGAGGAGGAGGUGGUACUGCAGCAGGAGGGAGAUGGAGAGGGAGAAUUGAAGGACGGGGAUGCAGAGAGCCUGGCUGAGGGAGUUGCAGAGCUGGAGGUGGGGGAUGCGGAAGGGCCAGACACAGAGGAGGCUCUUGAGGAGGAGGAUGAUGAGGAGGAUGAGGAGGAGGAUGAUGACGAGGAAGAAGAAGAGGAGGAGGAGGAGGCGGAAGCGAAAUGAUCUGCUCGCGUCCUGUCAGCCCCAGGUGUUUGCACUUCAGAUCUCACACUACACACACCUUACAGGGUGGGGACCGAGAGGCACAGCGGGGGCUCUCUGCAUGUGACUCGUCCACUGGCCUCCCGGACAAUACCGGGGUAUCGCUAACCCUGCCCCUGGGGAAGGGAAAGGCAGGCGGGCCUCAAGCAUCUGCUCCACAAAUGUUCUCGCGUGUACGGUUUUGACUUUCUUUUUUUUUUUUUUCUUUUGGUUGUUACAUUCAAACAAGUUUACAUUUUAAACUCCUAGAAGAACUAUCACAACGCCCUCAGAACUCUUGUACCUGCACCGAUGGGAGGGAUCCCACACCCGGGAGUCUGUGGGCGCGGCGACGGCGCCCAGGAAAGGAAAAGCUUUUCCUUGGUUCACAUGGAACGUUGAAGGGUUUGCGCUGCACAUAUACACUGGUUUUAGUAUUUAAACACAUUUCUGCGUUGCACAUAUUGCCAAUUCCACAGAACGGAUUCCGUGUAUCCUGGAAAACUAUAUAUAUGUAUCGCCACCACCGUCUUAAUCCAUAAAUAGAGUAAACCCCUGUAAUGCAACGGAGGUCACUGCCUGUCCUUUGUUUAAAGUAUUUAAAUCAUGAUAUGGGGUUGAUUUUCUAACUUUUUAUAAUGCAAGACUGGUUAUCAUACAGACUGGGGGACCGAAGAGGUGCUGUAUAUCAUCAGAUCCUGUCGCUGACCCACUAGGAUGACACCCCCCCACAGUGGGAUCACUGGUCUAAGACUGACUUUCAUAUUUUCAACAUUCCAUAUGUAUGUAAUGGCUCAUUUCUAGUACUGCAUGGGUCCUCAUUUAUUUUUUCCUCCAUUGAUUAAUAGUGAUUUUUUUUUUUUUUUUUUUUGGGUAUG